Molecule: messenger RNA, 715 nt
Organism: Prorocentrum cordatum
Lineage: Eukaryota; Dinophyceae; Prorocentrales; Prorocentraceae
Source: the annotation of a GenBank genome assembly
AUGCCGCGCGCCCCGCCGGGCAGGAAGACACUCGCGGACGACGUGAGCAAGACCAUGGAGGGCCUCUUCAGCGAGCUCAUCGAGUCUUCGCAGGACCCCAUGCUCGACCUGUUCGAGGUCUUCUACAGGGACGAGGCGACGCUGAAAUCGCAGCUCCCGAACUCGCAGUUCACCUGCCCUUUGUUCGAGGACGCGUUCGGCCAAGACUGCGACACCAAGGACUACACGGCCGAACCGCUGUGCUUGCUGAACUAUUUGAGCGAUGACUACGAGGACAUGGUGAUGAGGAAGAGGGACCGAAGCUGCACCCGCGACGAGUACGUGGCCUACCUGCAGGCGUUCGUCGCGGGCACGGCCGGGGGCGGCCGGCUGCAGAUGCCGCUGGUCAAGUUCAACAUGGCCGUAGCGUUCAACAAGGACUCCAUACAGUCGAAUUUCCAGAAGGUUUGGGACGAGCACAUCGGGAGCACCGUCGCCGAGGACGUGCUUCGUUCUCGACGGAUCGAGAAGCUGUCGUUCCUCCCUCGGCAGGAGCCAGCGGAAGUCAGACGGGGGCGGCCCCGCCAGCGGAUGCCAACAUGUUGAGUCCAAGAGGUGCACCUUUCGGGGGGCCCGCGCCUCAGAAUCGGCCGUCUACUUCUUCCCCUCUCGUUCCCCCGCCCUCCCCCCCGGCCUCUCCUCGCCCUCGCUCAUCGUCCUCCCACCCCCCUCGCUC